CCCCCUCCCCCCCACGCAGCGAGUUCAGGAGAAAGUAAAAAGCUUAAGUGGAAUGGUGCUGAUGAAAAGCGCUCAACGCGAAUGCCUCUGGACCUGAAAGAAACGACAUUCAGAAGAACCUGCGAGGGCACUCGAAUAAGAGGACCCACCCGACAAGAACCACGGCACACCGUCCUCCGCGGCCGGAACACCGCAGCACAGCUCCCCCUAGCGGCCACUUUUCUACCCCGGUCCGCCCCUUUAUAAGAGCGGCUAACGAGGCCCGUAGACCCGGUUUAUAUCCAUCAGGUUUAUACACUUUACAUGGUUUCACAGAGCAGGAACUUCACUCUCAAUUGUUGUGUAUAUUUUGUUAUUACUCCUUUAUUGUGUUUUGGGAGGACAGUACGGUAUCUGCGAAAAUGAUCCUUUAAAUCGACGUCUCCCCCGGACCAGAAGACCCUGGGCCGGGCCGACCGCAGCGUCAGAGCACGAGAUCACACCCGGACAUGUGUUGCUGUAACUUUCAACAAAAAAAACAAGUCCUGAAACAAUCGUGUACGUGAUGAUUCUGUUUAAGAGAAAGAUUUGAACACAAAACGUCUACUCUUAAUAUCAUUUUAUUUACUAUUUUGAAGGGACAUUCUGGGAUCGGUCUGAUCAGGGCCCUGCAUUGAUUGAAAAACAGAUUGAAGUAUUAAGUUAUCUGAAAUGUGACUUUCCACACAAAUGUUUCUGCAAUCCAUCAAUGAAUAUCGGAUUUUAAAUGUGUGGGAACAUGGGUAUACAUCGGCAUUAUUUAUCAUGACAUUGUCAAUAUAUCCCCAAAAUUUCUAAAGGUAGGCUACUAAAAUAUUGACCAGGUAUCGUCCUUUCAGUUCCCGGCUAAACGAGGCUGCGAAAGAUGCGUUUCCACGGUAACCGUUACCUCAGUAACCAUUACCUCAUCGUUUAGAAUGAAUUAACCUCGACGGUAUCCUCCGAUGGGAAUCCCCGCUGCUUAGUUACUACACAGCAGAGAGUGAGAUGAAUGGAGUAAACAAGCCCUGAGCACAUCCACCCUGGCCCCGUGAUAAGAUAUUGGGUAAAGUAUGUAGGCUAUACUGGGAUGAAUUAACGUGGAGCCCCGCUGUGCCGGUGAUCCGGGGCGAUCAAUAAGCAGACAACUCAAUCCACUGACCUUACCUGUAUGGUGAGAUAAUGGGAAAUGUCUGAUUCCAAACGGUUCAUAAGACACACCUUUCUUGAAGGACAUGUCGGUUUGGUUACAUGUUUGAUGUCCCCUAGAGUCAUCAAUAAGAGCAGCCGGUAUUAAAUACUCUAUGUUGGGUUUGAUUACAACGCUUUCUUAGUGACCUACAGACGCGCGUUUGACAUUUAUUCUUAUCUUUUAGACGUUUUGACUGCAUUUGUGGUGCAGCAAGGCAAUAGAGCCUCACGACAUCCCUCUUUCCCACAAUGCCGUGCGCCGGGCUCGUGCGCUGUCUGUGGUGCUGAAGCUGCGAGCACAACCCGAGCAUCCUCUGAGAGACUCGACACACGCCGCCGAGUCCGAGGAGCGAUCCCAAGAAAACCAAACCGCCUGUAUCCACCAUAUCUCUUUUUACGUCAUUUAUCCACAUUCUUGUGUGACAGUUCUUCUCUAGCGGCAGCGGGCGAGUGGAGGGACACUCGACAUCGGAUCCGUCUUGAUUUGUAUCUUCUCUCUAAGCAGCCUAUUUAGCGAGGAGUCAUUGUCGGUGCCUUCCUGUUCCCAUAUCCAUCUCUCCGUCAUUUAUGCAUAGCACGCUGCUCCCGUCCUCUCCGAGAAAACAGCGCUUCGAGUCCCCGCAGCAUGGUGCCGUCCUGCCGCUCCCACUGAGAGACAUGGAAGCCAAGCAGCACCAAAUCAAGAGCCUCAAGAGCUACCCGGAGACGGGCGGCCGGAGCCUGGCCGCGGCCGCUGGGGGAGAGGGGGUAGGGUACCGGGUCGCCUCGGCCGAGAUGGACAUGGAAGCCAACAUCCAGAAGGCGAUCGACUUCAAGGUGGAGGGCCAUCGCUGCUACAAGGAGAAGAAGUUCCGGGAAGCCAUCGGCAAGUACCACCGAGCUCUGCUGCAGCUGAAGGGGGUGCAUGUGGUGGACGGGACCACGGGCUCCGAGGUCAACCUCCUCAGUCAAGCCUCAACCAAGAUGACCGAAGAGCAGCGCAGAGCCGUGGACAUCACCGAGAUCGAGUGCUACGACAGCUUGACAGGUGAGCGGCACGGGCUGGGACCCAGAACCUCGAGGUCUGGGAUCUGGAGGAGCAGAGCCUUGAGGUCUCGAAUCCUCGAGGUCUCGGCUCUUCCAGAGAUUCAGAACCUCUCGGCUCCUUCCGGAGGAGCAGAACCUCGGGGUCUCGGCUCCUUUAGAGGAGCAGAACGGAGCUGAACCUCUCGGAUACUCCGGAGGAGCAGAACGGAGCCGAACCUCUCGGCUCCGCGCCGUACUUAGCCUCCAUUGUUCGCCGCGGUUCACCGGGUUCAUGAAGUGUUACAAUAUAUCACGGACGGUUUAUCAAGAGAACAUCCGGCCAAUCUUUUUGUUCCUUAUAUUAGAAAUAUCUGUAAGCAGCUGAAUUAAUACGAGGAAUAGCCCCGACAUGACGUGAAUAAAUGACGUGAACAACACCAACGAUAAACUGGUUAGAUGGCGAUUCUCAAGCACCAGCUUUUUUUCCUUGCCUGACGAAAUCAAUGAAUUAUCUACUGGAAGCGAUUUUCCAAUCGACACAUCCUAGUUACAGAUCUUUGGUAGAUAAAUCUGAUCAUGAGUAAUGCACGCAUA
Gadus chalcogrammus (walleye pollock) is the source of this 2787-nucleotide messenger RNA. It is a transcript of the gene ttc9b, whose product is annotated as tetratricopeptide repeat domain 9B. Gene Ontology annotation, molecular function: protein binding. The record is from RefSeq and is a predicted model, not a curated record. The transcript has a single exon. The coding region runs from base 1756 to 2391 and encodes 211 amino acids. Lineage: Eukaryota; Metazoa; Chordata; Actinopteri; Gadiformes; Gadidae.